This is a messenger RNA of Cucumis sativus (cucumber), 2002 nucleotides long. Its product is annotated as UPF0496 protein At2g18630. The record is from RefSeq and is a predicted model, not a curated record. The transcript is spliced from 2 exons. The coding region runs from base 414 to 1550 and encodes 378 amino acids. NCBI's taxonomy places the organism in Eukaryota, Viridiplantae, Streptophyta, Magnoliopsida, Cucurbitales, Cucurbitaceae.
GAAGUCCCGGAAAUUUCAAGGAAGAGUCCUCGAUACUUCCUAAGAAGCAACAGCAGAACAAAAAAAAAAUAGGAAGAAAUUUCAAUGAAAAAAGGGUAAAAGAAAAUUCAACAAAAAGAAAAUUCAACGGCGCGUGAUUUAGAAGACCAAUGGAUUGAUAAUUAUUCAUAUGUGACUGUUGACCAUUGCUCCAUUUUCAUUAGGUCUUCUUUCAUUUUCUUUCACCAUGUUCGUGGCCGAGAUCCUCUCCUUCUUCCCAUUCUUGUGAGAUUUUUUAUAGUUCUGAUCAUUCUGAUCUUUUUCUGUUUUGGGUACUUACUGGAUUUCCUCGUUUCCCUCUUGGAUUGGUCAUCUGUGUUUUGUUGGAUCUUUUCGAUUCUUCAUUCGAAUUGAGUCAAAAUUAUAGUCUGGAAAUGAUGGGAGGACAAUCUAGCAAAAGCAAAUCAGGUGGUGGGGAUGUUUCUUUUCCUCCACUUCCCAUCAACGAUGCUCGCUAUGCAGCUGCCCUUAGUUCAUAUGAAGCCGAGUGUUUAGAAAAUCCAGAUUUGAAAUCCUUUGAUGUUCAAGUGCACGAAAGGACGAGCCGAGCUCUCAAUUCACUGGCUGGUGGAGUUGCCGUUGGCUCGUUGUCAAUGGAUGCACUUAUGGAGGUCACUGACUUCUUACUGGAAAUGAAUGGAGAUGCUGUCAAGAUUAUCCUUAAAAGUAAAGAGGAUGUGUGGAACAAAGGGUUGUUUAGUCUUGUGGAGGCAUUCUUUGAUAACAGUCUCAAAGUGUUAGAAUUCAGUAAGGCAUUGGAGGAGAGUUUACGACGUACUCGAGACAGCCAGUUCAUCAUUAAACUUGCUGUUAAAAAGUUUGAGAGUGAUGAGAAUGGAGAUAAUGGUGAGAGAUAUGUUAAAACGUUUGAAGACUUGAAGAAAUUUCAGGAGGCUGGGGAUCCAUUUGGUGAGGAGUUCGUUACAUUAUUCCGGUCCUUGUACAAAGAGCAUUUAUCUAUGUUCAAGAAAUUGCAACAUCAAAAGAAGAAGCUUGACAAGAAAUAUUCGACCAUGGAAACAUGGAAGACAGUGUCGAAUGUCAUUUUGGUUACUGCAUUUGCCUCCGUACUGAUAUUUUCGGUCGUAGCAGCUGCAAUGUCUGCACCUCCCGUGGUGAUUGCAUUGGGUGCUGCACUAGCUGUUCCAAUGGGUCCAGUUGGGAAAUGGUGUAACACACUGUGGAAUCGAUACUUGAACAGCAUUAAAGUAGAGAAGCAACUUCUGAGCUCUAUGGAAGGUCACAGUUUCAUAAUUCUAAAGGACUUCGAGAACAUUAGAUUACUUGUGCGCAGAUUAUCGAUUCAGUUAGGUUCGUUAUUGCAGAAUGCCAAUCUUGGCAUUAGGGAGCAGGGCGCUAUGCAGCUUGUAAUAGAUGAAAUCAAGAAAAACCUUGAAGGUUUUGAUGAGACCAUUGAGAAAUUGAGUGCACAUGCUACUAAAUGCAGCACAGAUGUAACAAAGGCUAGAGAAGUCAUUCUUCAGAAAAUAGCAAGGCAAUCUAACAGCUGAUAACACAACACCUUCAAUCAGAUUUGCUUCUACGGCUCAUCAGUUGAUUUUGCCCAUAUGCUAACUCGGUUGGCAUCGAAAAAAUAGCGAGAGAAGAGAUAGACUAAGAUGGGCCAUAAAUUAGUCAGACACUACUCUUCUUAGACCUGAAAGAUUGGGAAUCGUGUCAAGGUGAAAUCGCACGCUUGAUUGAUAUUUAUUUAUGAUAAGCUUUAAACAUUGUUAGGAAAGAUUUGGAAGGAUUUAGUUUCUUCUUUAUCUCUUCUUUCUAUUGAUGUCAUGUAUGUAAACUGUCACCAAGGUUACACCAAGAGGUGUGGGAAUGAAUGUAUAAUAACUUAAUCUCUUUAUUGUUCUCUUUUGAGAAAUAUGUGGACUAAUUCCACCCACUCAUUAUGAACAUACUCUGCUGGUUAAUACCAUAGGAAGUUUGUGCAUCAACAUUACUGUAA